Nematostella vectensis (starlet sea anemone) is the source of this 2707-nucleotide messenger RNA. Its product is annotated as urocanate hydratase. Lineage: Eukaryota; Metazoa; Cnidaria; Anthozoa; Actiniaria; Edwardsiidae. Gene Ontology annotation, molecular function: urocanate hydratase activity. Bases 21 to 2051 code for a protein of 676 amino acids. The transcript has 22 exons. The record is from RefSeq and is a predicted model, not a curated record. Gene Ontology annotation, biological process: L-histidine catabolic process.
CGAAGUUUAGUCGAUUAAAAAUGUCUUCUCUCAAAGACCUUUGUGCUGGUUUGCCGGUGGACCCCAUACCCGAGCCUCGAGAUAGGGAUGAAAGUGUUCCUCAUGCACCAGUUCGUCUUACACAUUUGUCAGAAGAUGAAGAAUUGCUUGCUCUUCAAAAUGCGCUGAGGUAUUUCCCGCCUGAGACUCAUGAGGUCCUUGCGCCUGAGUUUGCCCAAGAGCUACGUGACUAUGGCCAUAUCUACAUGUACCGUUUUAGACCAGAUUUGGACAUGAGGGCUUACCCAAUUGAUGAGUACCCAGCACAGACGCAUCAGGCUGCUGCCAUCAUGCAUAUGAUCAUGAACAACUUGGAUCCCAGAGUAGCACAGUUUCCUCAUGAGUUAGUGACUUAUGGCGGAAAUGGGCAAGUCUUCAGUAACUGGGCACAGUUCUGGAUAGUCAUGCAAUACUUGAGUGAAAUGAAGGAAGAUCAGACGUUAGUCAUGUAUUCAGGUCAUCCAGCUGGCCUUUUCCCUAGCUCUUCCAUGGCCCCAAGAGUGGUAAUCACCAAUGGAAUGAUGAUUCCUAAUUACUCCACUCGUGAGAUGUAUGACAAGCUAUUUGCUCUUGGUGCAACUAUGUAUGGUCAGAUGACUGCUGGAAGCUACUGCUAUAUUGGACCACAAGGCAUUGUUCAUGGGACCACAAUUGUGGUGAUGAAUGCUGGCAGAAAGCGUUUGAAAUCAGACAAUCUUGCAGGAAAGGUUUUUGUGACUUCAGGUCUGGGUGGAAUGAGUGGGGCCCAGCCCAAAGCUGGCGUGAUUGCAGGCUGUAUUGCAGUUGUUGCUGAGAUCAAUGAAGCAGCUUUGAUGAAACGUUAUGAGCAAGGGUGGCUCAUGGAAUACACCUCUGAUCUUCCUACAUGUAUUGAACGCAUAAAGCAAGCAAGGAAAGAAAGAAAGCCUCUCAGUAUAGGGUACCUUGGAAAUGUGGUUGCACUGUGGGAGGCUCUAGCUGACGAGUAUGAUAGGACAGGAGAGUUACUUGUGGACUUUGGUUCGGAUCAGACUUCUCUUCACAAUCCUUACAAUGGAGGCUACUACCCUGUUCAGGUUAGCUUUGAUGAAGCAAAUGAGAUCAUGAAAGACGAUCCAGAGAGAUUUAAAAAUUUAGUUCAACAGAGUUUGCUGCGGCAGGUUGCUGCAAUAAACAGACUCCACGCCCGUGGGAUGUUUUUCUGGGAUUAUGGAAAUGCUUUUCUUUUGGAGGCCAGCAGAGCAGGGGCUCCAGUGGUCAAAGAAGGUUGUCUUCCUGGAACUUUUAUCCACCCGUCGUAUGUUCAGGAUAUUAUGGGCGAUGUUUUCGGUAUGGGAUUCGGCCCAUUCCGAUGGGUGUGUACUUCUGGGUUAGCAGCCGACCUUGAAGCCACGGAUGAAAUCGCUAGAGAAGUUCUAGAAGGGAUCAUAAGCCAAGGAGUUCCAGAUGAGGUCAAAGUUCAAUACAAUGAUAACGUGCGCUGGAUCAAGGAAGCGCAGGCGCAUCACUUGGUGGUUGGUUCCCAGGCCCGCAUCCUCUAUGCCGACAGGCGAGGCCGCGUGGCUAUUGCACAAGCAUUCAACAAGGCAAUCGCAGAGAAACGAAUCUCGGGCUGCGUUGUGUUGUCACGUGACCAUCAUGACGUCAGCGGUACCGACAGCCCAUUUCGUGAGACGUCCAGUGUAUACGACGGUUCUAGUUUAUGCGCAGACAUGGCUAUACAGAACGUGAUUGGCGACUCGUUCAGGGGGGCCACAUGGGUUGCUAUCCAUAACGGUGGAGGGGUAGGCUGGGGUGAAGUCAUCAACGGUGGAUUUGGGAUGGUGCUUGACGGAUCAGAGGAGAUGAGCCAGCGGGCGGAAGUCAUGUUAUCCUGGGAUGUAUCUAACGGGGUGUAUCGCCGUGCCUGGGCUGGUAACGAGAAAGCAGAGCACGCCAUUUGCAGGGACAUGGAGGCCAACCCCAAGCUAAAGGUUACCAAGCCACACCACGUGUUAGACCCAACCCUCCUUAAGCGCGCCUUCCAGCCCUGAGGAGUCCAACGAGAAACAUAAACAUGGGAUAUACAGGGGAUAUGAACCAGCAGUCGUAAGGAUCAGUGAACUUAGAGACCUGACUACGUGUCUAUGACCUUGGGUUAUAAAGAGCAACAUGGAUAGCUUUAAGGGGCGACAUUGUCGUUAACACAAUGAGUUUGUGGUGUCUGUAGUUGACUGUGAGGCCGUAAGCAUAAUUGACCAAGAAGACUGUAGCAAUUCAUGUGGGAUCCCUCGAUCUAGCUUUCGCCUCUCUAUUGGCGGGUUGCUGGGUAGACCGCAGACCGCUGAAAAUCUUGACGGAAGCCAUUGAGUGUAUGCAGCACCACAGCAUCGUUCAACUGCUAGCCUCACUCGGCCACGUGACACCAAGGAGCAUCUGUCUUUAUAGGGCAACAUGGUGGGCUAACAUGAUAUGGCUGAUUUGCGUUUGUGACGCUAGUGUUUGCACGCGGGCCUACCUAAAAUUAAAGAUCACGUGACUUCCCUUCUCGGACGUAGUUUUGGGGCAGUAAGUUGUUUAAAAAAGGAACGAUCUUAGGGAGUGGACCGUGAAUUGGUAUAUUUUAUAAGGGAUGUCCGUGUUUGUUAUUAUUAUGAGUAAUAUGUAUAAAAUAUUGGUCAAACUAGAGACAUAAAAACAGUAUACUGCU